AUGGCCAAGUUUGAGUUUGUCUCUCCAAGUAGUAGUAUCAUGUCUGAGGCAGACAGGUUAUUUAGGGUUGCGCUCACAGAUUAUGAGAGUAAGAACUACAAGAAGGCGUUGGCUUCUGUCGACAAGAUCCUCAAGAAGGCACCGCAUCACAGUCCAACUAUAGCGUUGAAGGCAUUGAUAGUUUGCUUUUAUCAUCCAAACCAGCCCGAAUCCAAGGAUGUCAAUGCUUUGGUUACCUUAUCGGAGGAAACGUUAGCUGAGUGUCAAUCCUUAAUUGAAAGGGCUAGUGAAUAUGAUCCAAAGAACUCAAUAGCUGCACAUUUAUCUGCCCUCUACUAUCGCCAAAUUAAGGACUAUGCAAAGGCGGCGCAUUACUAUACUGUUGCUUAUAGCAACAAUCCCUACAACAAGGCGAUUUUGAGAGACCUGUCCUCAUGUUUGUCGCAAUUGAGAAAGUUCCCCUUGCUAACAAAGACUAGGUUUGAUUACCUACAAGCGGAGCCCGGGUAUCGUCAAAACUACAGUACUACGGCAAUGGCAUAUGACCUGAAUGGCGAAUAUGAGAGUGCAAUCAAAAUCUGCGAGCAAAUUGAAGAAAUCAUUAAAGACAAACUAAUUGAGGAAGAUAUGGUUGAGAAUUCUGAGGCAAUCAUAUACAAGGCCACAUUAUAUAUUAAGCUCGAGCAAUAUGAAAAAGCUUUGGAAUAUAUCGAUCAGCAAUUGGAUCGGACCGAUAAAUUCAGGUGCUAUGACACGUUUGGCCUGUUGGAAAUGAAGUAUGAGUUGUUGAUGAAGCUUGGGAAGUACAAUGAAGGACAGUUGGUUAUUAGACAGCUUUUAAUCAAGAACCCGGACAAUAUCGAUUAUUACAGAGACCUCUUCAAAUGUUUGCAAAUAGAAGAUAACGUGGACUUGAAGUUGAAGGUGUUGACAAAGCUAGCCAAAUUUUAUCCGAGAUCUGACUUGCCUAAGUAUUUACCCCUGACUUUCCUCAAGGGAGAACUUUUCGAAUCUCAUUUAGAUGCAUACAUGUCGGGAUUGUUUAAAAGAGGCGUACCUUCUGCAUUUAACGCAAUUAAAACCUUGUACAAAGAGAAGGACCACCCCCAAAUUAUCCUUAAGGUUGCCGAAAAAUAUGAAUCCAGUGAGAAGGAUCCCUUAAAUCUGACAUGGAUCAAAUAUUUUGUUUCUCAACACUACUACAGGCUUGGAGACUACGAAAAUUCAAUGAAAAAAAUUAACGAAGCUAUUCAAAUCACACCAACUUUGAUUGAAUUGUACAUGUAUAAAGCCAGAAUAUUGAAGCACCAAGGUAAAUUAGCUGAUGCAGUCAAUGAGAUGAAUACUGCAAGACUGAUGGACCUUCAGGAUAGGUUUGUAAACACCAAAACUGUCAAGUACUACUUCAGGGCAAAUAUGAUUGAAGAAGCCAUCAAAACCGCCUCCUUGUUUACCAAAAACGAUGAAGAGCCAACGGGUGUAAAAGACUUGCACCAAGUCCAAGCAUGUUGGUUUAUAGCAGAAUAUGCAGAAGCUCUAGCAAGACUAUUUAAGGAAAAACUUUCUCUUUUCCAAGAACUGGAAAAGAAGGAACCUUCAGCGACUGCAAAUGAUGAUGGUGGUAAUCAAGAUGAUGACGAAAUCAAUAUUCAUUUGAUCAAGAAACAGGUUUCUGCUUACCUGGGAUUAUCAUUGCAACGUUUUUUUUCCAUCUUUUCAAUAUAUGAAGAAUACUAUGACGAUCAGUUUGACUUCCAUUUUUACGCCUUCCGUAAGGGAACUUUCCGUGCAUAUCAUGAAACCAUUCAGUGGUCUGAUGAGUUGUUCCAUCAACCUUUCAUUGGUCGUAUAUAUUCUGAUGUCAUGACUUUACUACAGUAUACUGUUGAGAAUAAGGAUUUAUUAGAAAGGGCCUUGGACCUAUCUACUACUACGACAAGAAGAUCGAAAAAGGAUAAGAAGGAUGAAAUUAAGUGGAAAGAAUCCAUGCUUAAAUAUAACAAAGUUUACGAUUCCGAUUCGUUGGCGACACAAUUGGUUGAAAAUAUAGUUUUGAAGAAGGAUUAUUCCAGAAUCGAAAAAAUCGAGAAUUUAAUUAAAGUGCAAAAUCCUAGUGGUAAACCCGAAACCAUAGAUUUCCUAAAUGGACAGUUCAAUUAUGAUUUAAUUGAAGGUAGGUAUGUUGUUGCCCUUGCAUCAUUACGUAAAGUAAAGGAGCUAGCUCGGGGAGAAGGUCCAACUGCUGAGAGGGCCAAACUCGUUCUCGACGAAAUGACUAGAAAACUCCACAAGUUCAUUGAUGCACCAUCGGAUGAUCCAAAGAUACAAUCGCUUCAGAAAAUUGUGAAAUUAGGGCUGAUGAGAAACUAA
Molecule: messenger RNA, 2370 nt
Organism: Pichia kudriavzevii
Lineage: Eukaryota; Fungi; Ascomycota; Pichiomycetes; Pichiales; Pichiaceae
Exons: 1
Coding region: 1-2370 (789 amino acids)
Biological process (GO): N-terminal peptidyl-methionine acetylation
Cellular component (GO): NatA complex; cytoplasm
Molecular function (GO): protein binding; protein-N-terminal amino-acid acetyltransferase activity
Source: RefSeq, a predicted model, not a curated record